Molecule: messenger RNA, 2302 nt
Organism: Myotis myotis
Lineage: Eukaryota; Metazoa; Chordata; Mammalia; Chiroptera; Vespertilionidae
Product: zinc finger protein 501-like
Exons: 5
Coding region: 276-1751 (491 amino acids)
Biological process (GO): regulation of transcription by RNA polymerase II
Molecular function (GO): RNA polymerase II cis-regulatory region sequence-specific DNA binding; DNA-binding transcription factor activity, RNA polymerase II-specific
Source: RefSeq, a predicted model, not a curated record
CCGGCUGUGGAGGUUAAGGUGGCGGUUCCCCCUGAGGAGGGUGUUUGUCUUUAAAGCUGACGCUCCCCGUCCCCCUCCCCGCAGGGAAGGCUGAGGGCGCUGCCGGCGCUGAAGUCCUUGUUGGGGUCCCCGCCCCGGAGCCUCUCAGCGGUCCUUUUGACUGAGGGUGAGGUGAUUGAGACGCCGUGCUGAUUUCUUUGAAGGCACAGUCUGUGACUCCUCAACAUAUCCUUGCCUGAGAAAACAACCCAGACCCUCAUCAGGACCAGGGCCAAAUGGCUGCUUCUCAGGGACCAUUGACUUUCAGGGAUGUAGCCAUAGAUUUCUCUCAGGAGGAGUGGGAAUGCCUGGACCCAGCUCAGCGGAAAUUGUACCUGGAUGUGAUGUCUGAGAACUAUAGCAACCUGGUCUCUGUGGCUAUCUUAUCUGAAGACAACCAGGCCAUUCUGCAAAAGCCAAAAAUAAGAGAUUUAUUCCCUAAAAUAAUACUGAAUACGUGCAAUGAAGACAGAAGUUAUCAAUGCAAGGAGCAUGGGAAAAAUUUUACCCAAGGGUCAAAUUCUAAUAUACAUCAGAAAAUUCAGCUUCCAGAGAACCAUUAUCAAGGUGGAAAAGUCUUUGGCCAAUUGUCAAAUCAAAUUAUACUUCAGUUUAUUCCUACUGUGGCAAAAACAAACAAACGAAGAACAUGUGACAAACUUUUGAAACAAUCUACAAAUCGUACUGAACGAGAUUACGUGCACACCGGAGAGAAAGCUUGCAAAUUUAAUUCCUGUGCGAGAAUCUUCAGUCAGAUACUCAAUAUAAAUAAACUUAAGAAAAUUCGUACUGGAGAAAAACAUUACAAAUGUAAAGAAUGUGGUAAAACAUCUAAUUUUCUUUCAAAUAUUCGUCAACAUGAGAGAAUUCAUACUGGAGAGAAGCCUUAUAAAUGUAGAGAAUGUGGCAAAGCCUUUAUUGAUUCCUCCUCCCUUAAUAAACAUCAGAGCGUUCAUACUGGAGAGAAGCCUUAUGAAUGUGGGGAAUGUGGCAAAGCCUUUACCAGAUCCUCAUACCUUACUUAUCAUCAGAGAGUUCAUACUGGAGAGAAGCCUUAUGAAUGUGGGGAAUGUGGCAAAGCCUUCAGUAUCUCCUCAAAUCUUAAUCAACAUCUGAAACUUCAUACUGGAGAGAAGCCCUAUCAAUGUAGAGAAUGUGGCAAAGCCUUUACCAGAUCCUCACUCCUUACUUAUCAUCAGAGAUUGCAUACUGGAGAGUCGCCCUAUAAAUGUAGAGAAUGUGGCAAAGCCUUCGGUGUGGCAUCUACACUUACUUUUCAUCAGAGAGUUCACACUGGAGAGAAGCCUUAUAAAUGUAGUGAAUGUGGCAAAGCCUUCAGUUUCUCCUCAAACCUUAAUCAACAUCAGAAACGUCAUACUGGAGAGAAGCCUUAUAAAUGUAGUGAAUGUGACAAAGCCUUCAGUGCCUCCUCAAACCUUAAUCGACAUCAGAAACUUCAUACUGGAGAGACACCUUAUAAAUGUGGAAAAUUCAGUAGGUCCUCAAGGUGUAGUAUGCAUCAGAGUAGUCACACUGGAAAGAAGCCUUAUAAAUGUAGUGAAUAUGACAAAGCGUUCUGUGACUCUUCAGACCUUAAGCAAUAUCAGAAACUUCAUUCUGGAGAGAAGCCUUUUACAUGUAGAGAAUGUGGCAAAGCCUUUGCCAGAUCCUCAGGUCUUACUUACCAUCAGAGACUUCAUACUGGAGAGUAGCCUUAUGAAUGUAGAGAGUGUGGCAAAGCCUUUAGUCAGUUCUCAAACCUUAGUAAGCAUCAGAGAGUUCAUACUAGCUAGAAGCCUUAUACAUGUAGAGAAUGUGGCAAAGCCUUUAACCAGUGCUCUUGCCCUAUUGUACAAUAAAGAGUACAUACUUGAGACAAGCCUUACAGUUUCAAGCAGUGCCAUUAGUUCUUUACCAGCAGUGAGAACUUACUCAGGGCCAAAGAAUUCAUACGGGUAUGAGGCCUUAUGAAAGGGAAAAAUGUGGAAAAGCCUUUAAAGAUAUUCGUGAUUUACUGUACAUGAGAGACUUCAUAGUGGAGAGAAACCUUAACAGAUGUAAGGAGUGUGGCAAAUCCUUUCCUCGACAGUGUGAUCUUAUUAAACAUCAGGUAAUUCAUUAUGAAGAGAAGCCUUACAAAUGUGAAGAAUUAGGCACAUUUUUUAAUGCCCAUUGCUGUCUUUCACAACACAAUACAAUUCGUACUGAAGAGAAGAACUAUAAAUAUAUUGAGUUAGUCAAAGCUUUUUUUUUUUUUUUUUUU